Messenger RNA from Guillardia theta CCMP2712, 972 nucleotides. RefSeq lists its product as hypothetical. Gene Ontology annotation, biological process: box C/D snoRNP assembly. Gene Ontology annotation, cellular component: nucleus. Gene Ontology annotation, molecular function: RNA binding; metal ion binding. The record is from RefSeq and is a predicted model, not a curated record. NCBI's taxonomy places the organism in Eukaryota, Cryptophyceae, Pyrenomonadales, Geminigeraceae. The coding region runs from base 1 to 972 and encodes 323 amino acids. The transcript is spliced from 2 exons.
AUGAGCGAGGUGCCAUGGUACUUGCAGCCGACAUACACUGGCGAAGCGACGUCGAUGGCAGGGCUGCCGUUCGGCAUGUCGACAACGAGAGGACCUCCGUCAGAGAAGAAGGAGGAGUACGUGUCCAACGAUUACUUCUGCGAUGCCUGUGAGAAAGAUUUCAAACUGUACGCGCACUACGAAGCGCACCUUGCAACGCACGUCCCUUGCUCCUUCCCUGGCUGCGUUUUCUUUGCUUCCCAGCGAAUCGUCAAGGAGCAUUACGCCAACACUCAUGUAGGAGCCGGAAGUUUGAAUGACAAGAAGAGGAUGGCAAAUUUUGACAGCCCUGAAGAAAUCGAGAAGUGGCGCGAGGCAAGACGUCGGAACUGGCCAUCAGCAACCAACAUCUCCCGGAAACAGGAGGAGGAGCAUGUGCGGAAAGCGCGAGGAGACUGCACGUCCUCGUCGCUGGACAAACGUAGGAAGGGACCGAACUGGGAGAUCCGAGUGCCCAGAGACAGCACGUCCUCUAGGAAGACAGAAACGAAGCGCUCGGCCAACGUGUCGAUGCUGCCCGGGGCGAAGGAGCAGAAAUCGGAGGAAGGAGCCUGCGAGAGCCUGACUUCCCUCUUUUCCUAUGGCUCGGACGAGUCAGAAGAAGCUCCGCCCGAGCAGGAAGCCAUUGUUCGGGGAGAGGAGAAGUCGUCCUCCAAGGCCCAGGAGAGGGAGAGUGGAAGGGUGUGCAAGUAUUUUGCAAGGGGGUAUUGCUCCAAGGGAAAAGACUGUAGGUUUCAGCACGUGAAGCAGGAGCAGAAGCCGAACAGGAAGAAGGAGAGCGACAAGGAAGGGGAGUAUGUGCCGCACUCGUGCAUCAAGAGGAAGGGCCCGUCCCUCCUCGACAGGCUCCUGCAGAAGGACAACGAGAGGGAUCAGCGGGUCGUCUUGCAGUGUAUCCGACAUCUCAUACAGAGGGGACUGUUGGCCGCGUGA